AUGACCACCCCGCGCUUCUCCUCCAACGACGUGACCGUCGUCUUCUUCCUCGGCGGCCCGGGCAGCGGUAAAGGAACCCAAUCUGCCAACCUCGUCAAGUCCUAUGGCUUCGUGCACCUAUCCGCAGGCGACCUCCUGCGCGCCGAACAAGAACGCGCCGGCAGCCAAUACGGCGACAUGAUCCGCGAAUACAUCCGUGAAGGCAAGAUCGUGCCCAUGGAAGUCACUGCUCGGUUCUUGAUCGAUGGGUUCCCGCGCAAGCUGGACCAGGCUCAUUUCUUCGAGGACACUGUCUGUCCUUCCGAGCUGGUUCUGUUCUUGGAUUGCCCCGAGAGUGUUAUGGAGAGUCGGUUGUUGAAGCGUGGUGAGACUAGUGGGCGUGCGGAUGAUAAUGCGGAGUCGAUCCGCAAGCGCUUCAGAACUUUCGUGGAGACUUCUAUGCCUGUUGUUGAGUACUUCCGGGGUAAGGACCGGGUUGUUGAGGUCCGGGCGGAUAUUACUGUUGAGGAGGUCUUUGAGAAGGUCAAGGCUGGCAUUGAGGCUCGUAACAUUCACCCUCGUUAG
Messenger RNA from Penicillium brevicompactum, 564 nucleotides. It is a transcript of the gene ura6, whose product is annotated as uridylate kinase ura6. The transcript is spliced from 2 exons. Lineage: Eukaryota; Fungi; Ascomycota; Eurotiomycetes; Eurotiales; Aspergillaceae. Bases 1 to 564 code for a protein of 187 amino acids. The record is from RefSeq and is a predicted model, not a curated record. Gene Ontology annotation, molecular function: ATP binding; UMP kinase activity. Gene Ontology annotation, biological process: UDP biosynthetic process; CDP biosynthetic process. Gene Ontology annotation, cellular component: cytoplasm; nucleus.